AUGAGGGUGCUGGGAAUCCCAAGUAAACUAGUGCGCCUGGUUGAGGCUACUAUGUGUAACUCCAAAUCGGUAGUUUAUAUACAAAAUGACAUAUCGGACCCAUUCGAAAUACGCUCAGGAGUAAGGCAAGGAGAUGCCCUAUCUACUGUUGUCUUCAACCUUACGCUAGAGGCAGCCAUCCGAAACGUAGGAGUAAAAGGGCUCUUAGACUAUAACACCAGUCAGCUAGCCGCCUAUGCGGAUGAUAUCGUUAUCACAAGCAGGUCUCAAAGCAGCAUGAUCAGACACACCACAACUCUCCAGAUGGAAGCGGCAAAGUAUGGAUUGAUGGUUAACGCAAGCAAAACGAAGUACCUUCAUACGAGUAGCACGCGCAACCCUCGUCCACUACAGGAUGUCACCAUUGGGGAUGAUACAAUUGAAGGAGUCAACAGCUUUAAGUACCUGGGGUCGAUACUGUCCAGCCGGAAUAAGGUUGGAGUUGAGGCGAAUGCCACCUAUGGGUGUGAAGCAUGGUCACUAACAACUUUGGAAACCCAAAAGCUCGCCGUGUUUGAGAGGAAAGUUCUACGCAAAGUGUUUGGGCCAGUGAAAGACGCAGACGGUGACUACCGUAUACGCAUGAAUCACGAGCUGGAGGCACUCAUGAACCGUGAAACAAUCGUCCGAUUCAUCAAGUCACAGCGUCUGAGAUGGGCUGGGCAAAUCCUGAACUAA
This is a messenger RNA of Danaus chrysippus (African queen), 717 nucleotides long. The record is from the annotation of a GenBank genome assembly. Lineage: Eukaryota; Metazoa; Arthropoda; Insecta; Lepidoptera; Nymphalidae.